AGAAGCCGGCAAGACAGCGGUGAAACGUCGUUGUUAAACGUGAAACGGUGAAAGUCUUGAAAAGAUGGAACGUUGGUCAGGUAAAAUAGCAUUAGUAACAGGAGCAAGUGCUGGAAUCGGAGCUAAGAUCGCUGAAGAAUUGGCAAAAUAUGGUCUCAAGGUCGUUGCUAUUGCAAGAAGGCUUAACAAGUUAGAGGAAUUAAAAACAAAAGUGGAAGCACAGAAGUUGCCGGGCAAGAUUUAUCCUAUGAAAUGUGACGUCAGUAAAGAAGAGGAAAUCUUAAAUAUUUUCAAAUGGAUCAAAGAAGAAUUAGGUGAAGUCAACGUUCUUAUCAACAAUGCCGGUAUCAUUGUCAACGAAAAAAUCAUCGAUGGAUCAACGGAAAAUUUCCGUAAUAUAAUGGACGUGAAUGUGAUCGCUAUUGCUAUCUGCACUAGAGAAGCUGUUAGAUUAAUGUCUAAAUCAAAAACGCAAGGACACAUUAUCAAUAUUAAUAGUAUUUCUGGCCAUGAUGCGAAGAGUAUAAAACUACCAUUCAGCUUGUAUCCAACCAGCAAGUACGCUAUUACAGGCAUGUGCGAAAGUGUUCGUAAUGAGAUCAUGAAUGAUGGAUUAGAUAUUAAAGUUACAAGUAUUAGUCCAGGUAUUGUGAAAACCGAUAUGGUUGACCAUUUUAAUUUGUCCCAAGAUGUUAUAAACAAAAUAUUAAUGUUAUCGGACGAAGAAGUUGCCGAAGGAAUUAUUUAUGCAUUAUCUCGCUCACCUAAUGUCGAAGUCAAUGAAUUAAUCAUUGCACCUUUACAUCAGACCCUACCUUGAAGGCUUUAACUAUUGUUUAAGAAGAAUUAUAUAAGCGUGUAUUUGGGGAAAAAAUGGAAAAUAGAAUCUUCAUGUAACAAAAUUAAAUAAUAUAAAUAAGCUUAAUUUAAAUUAGAUAUUACUAAAAAUAUAAUAAAAAUAAUAUAUAUAUAUA
Messenger RNA from Vespula vulgaris, 974 nucleotides. RefSeq names its product farnesol dehydrogenase-like. NCBI's taxonomy places the organism in Eukaryota, Metazoa, Arthropoda, Insecta, Hymenoptera, Vespidae. Bases 65 to 820 code for a protein of 251 amino acids. The record is from RefSeq and is a predicted model, not a curated record. The transcript is spliced from 5 exons.